Messenger RNA from Bactrocera tryoni, 2175 nucleotides. RefSeq names its product myb-like protein AA (gene UBL3). The record is from RefSeq and is a predicted model, not a curated record. Bases 763 to 2103 code for a protein of 446 amino acids. The transcript has 5 exons. Gene Ontology annotation, molecular function: protein binding. NCBI's taxonomy places the organism in Eukaryota, Metazoa, Arthropoda, Insecta, Diptera, Tephritidae.
GUUGUGGUGAGCGGUUGGUUAACUUGUACGCAAGUUCGCAAGUUCGUUUUUGUAACGUUGAUGACGGCGGUGAAAAGCAACGUUUGGCUUAAACUUUUUCGCAUUAAAGUUUUGUAACGUGUUUGAGCGGAAAGUCGCGCUUGAAAGCAAAGAAAGAGUCCCAAAAAAUAAUUGCAAUUCGCAUAAUUAAGAAAAAAAUCAACCAUUUAAUUCAAAACUGUGUUUUGUGCGUGUGUGUGCUCAACGUAAAAAGAACAACAUUUUGUUGUUGUGUGCUGCACAAAGCUGCAGUGUUUAUUGGUCGAGUGUGCGAUUUUUAUUGCGAGAGCUCGGGAAAUUUGUGUAAAUCGAUUCAUAUAGGAGAAAAUUGUAGAGAAAGGAUUUUAAGUAAAAAAAUAUACAAAUCGUGAAAUUCUUUCUCUGAAAAAGAAGCAAGUGAAAAAUAUAUAAGUACAACUAUAUUUUGUGCAAAUUGGAAAAAAUAUAAACCAAAAAGUUAUGGUUCAAGUGAUAUAGUGGAGUAAAGGAAACACAAAUUGCUCAUUGUGUGUUGCUUAUGUUGUUGCUACAAUUGCGACGCAUCGUGUUGUUUUCGCUGCCAACAACUUUUAAUUCUCUACACUAAAUGAAAAAUCGCCUUUUGGCUGGUAAAUAUCUGAAGAGGUUAAUAACAGCGCGAUAAAAAUACGAAAAUAGAAGAAACGAAAAUUGAAAAACGCACAUUUGCUGAAAUUUUCCUUUGGCGGUACAGUAGCAGCGAUAAUGUCGACAACUUCGUCUAUUGAUACACCCACAUCUCCGAGUGCGCCAUUGCCAUCCCAUCAAUCACAUCAUAACCACCACCACCACCGCCAUCAACAUCAACCUCAACAACAUCAAUACCAACAACAUCAACAUCAGCAUCAGCACCAUCCGCAUCAGCAUCAGCAUACGACCACAGCAAUUGUUGUCAGCGCUGGCGCUGGCUCCGGCCAUCAUCACACCAAUUCGGUCAAUAAUUUCACUCACUUCAGCCGUCAUCGCACCCACUCGUCCUCAUCUUCAUCGAAUAAUUCUUUUAGCGGCGUCACUGGCGGUGUUACCUCCAUGAAGUCUGGCACAGCAGUAGGUAACACCAAUAAUGGCAACGGUAACGGCAAUGGCAACGGCAACGGCAACUCUAAUGGCAAUGGCAACGGCAACGGUAAUAACUAUAAACCAAAUAACAGCAAUGACGGCAGUAGCUCCAGUGGUAACGGCUGUGGUGGUGGCAAUGCGGGCAAUAUGCACAAUCAGUCGACACACUCACUACUGACCCCGUCAUCGUCGACAUCUUCGUCACCUUCAGUAUCGGCCUCGGCCUCCACUUCGGCUGCUGUGCAUCACUCACAUCCGUACCAACAACAACAACAACAACAGCAUCCCCCGUUGCAGCAGCAGCAACAACAGCAACAACAACAAUACACUUCGUAUUCACAACGCGGCGUUGCAAGGCCAUCAACGUCAUUCUCGACCCCUGACGGCGCCGUAACCGCUGUGGCCGUCACGACCAUCUCCACGAACACACCGGGCAGCAUGAAGCGCCAUCACACCGACGUAUCGGUGUGCUCGUCCGGUUCAUCGUCGUCUUGCUGCUCUAGCACCGGUUCGGUUUCGGCAGUCGGCGUUAUGGGCGCCGCUGGCUCUACAGUGAAUGCUGCCAUCGUAACUACACCAUCUGUGGUAAGCAGCAAUGGCGGUGCGGUGAUUACGCAGAAAUUGAGCAGGACAAUUCCAUCAGAUAAGAUAAAUUUACGUUUAAUACUCGUUAGUGGCAAAACAAAAGAAUUCCUAUUUAAUCCAUCAGAUUCUGCUGGUGAUAUCGCACAAACAGUAUUCGAUAAUUGGCCUGAAGAUUGGGAGCGUGAAGCCGUCUCCAAGGCCGAAAUAUUACGUCUCAUAUAUCAAGGUAGAUUUCUACAUUGCAAUGUAACUUUAGGCGCACUGGGACUUCCGCUGGGCAAAACGACUGUUAUGCAUUUAGUGCCGCGUGAUAAUUUGCCAGAACCCAAUUCGCAAGAUCAAAGGCAGAAAAGUAAAGGCGGUUCCAGUAGAUGCUGUUCAACGACAUGCUGUAUUUUGUAACUAAAUUAGCUCAUAGUAAAUAAAUUAAUUUAAAUAUAUAUAUAUUAUAAUAAUUAUAAUACAUACAUACAU